Molecule: messenger RNA, 983 nt
Organism: Neltuma alba
Lineage: Eukaryota; Viridiplantae; Streptophyta; Magnoliopsida; Fabales; Fabaceae
Product: 60S ribosomal protein L18a-like
Exons: 4
Coding region: 44-580 (178 amino acids)
Biological process (GO): translation
Cellular component (GO): ribosome
Molecular function (GO): structural constituent of ribosome
Source: RefSeq, a predicted model, not a curated record
CGCAGCUGGUUUGCGCUUCUUCCCCCGGCAUUCAUCGCGCCAAAUGGUUUCGUUCAGGUUUCACCAGUACCAGGUGGUGGGAAGAGCCCUUCCCACAGAGGCAGAUGAGCACCCAAAGAUCUACCGUAUGAAGCUUUGGGCCACCAAUGAGGUCCGUGCCAAAUCCAAGUUCUGGUAUUUCCUGAGAAAGCUGAAGAAGGUGAAGAAAAGCAAUGGGCAAGUGCUAGCCAUUAACGAGAUUUAUGAGAAAAACCCUACCAAGAUCGAUAACUAUGGAAUUUGGCUGCGAUAUCAGAGCCGAACUGGUUAUCACAACAUGUACAAGGAAUACCGAGACACCACCCUCAAUGGCGCUGUUGAACAAAUGUACACGGAAAUGGCAUCACGUCACCGGGUGAGGUUUCCAUGCAUCCAGAUCAUCAAGACAGCCACCAUCCCUGCAAAGAUGUGCAAAAGAGAGAGCACCAAGCAGUUUCACAAUUCUAAAAUCAAGUUCCCAUUGGUGUUCAAGAAGGUCAGGCCGCCAAGUAGGAAGCUGAAGACGACUUACAAGGCAUCAAGGCCCAACUUGUUCAUGUGAUUCAGAUAAAUCACAUUCCUUGCAUUUUGCUGAAAAGUCGUUUGAUUUAUUAGUGUGCUUUGGAAGAGCUAGAGAAGUUAAUCGUAUAGCGCCAAACAUCAUACCUGCAACUGCUAGCAUUCAAGUUUUGAGCAUUUAGUUUCGGAGAGUUGAUUUGAUAUUUUGCUGAUCCGCAUCGAUUUAUUCGAGGACAGUUUUGAAUUUAGUGACAAAUUUUGGCUUACUUUUUUCUGGAUUACAUUAUUCACAUGAUAUUUUCCUUUUUGUUGAAGAACUGAAUUUCCUCAGAAGCUCUCGUCAAGUGGGUCUGCCAAGUUUCAAGUAUUGUUGAUGAUGUUAUCCUGGUAACGGUGUCUUCUUAUUGGAAGGAAAUAUCUGAUGACCUUUAUGGCAGUUUUGGUAG